AGGCCUUGCGAGCCUUCUCUACGCGUGACGACCGAUAUGGCGCCUCAAACCGACCUCGAGGCAGCCAUCGAGCUCGCCGGCACUGUGAGAGCCUCGCAUUAUCAGGCGCGCGAAGGGCAUCAUCAGACAUGGCUGUCCCAGACAAAGUAGCUUUGGGGUUGUUCUUCUUCUGGUGGUAACCGAUCCAGCGUUUCGAGCCACGCCCAGCAGCAAAACUUGCAAUGCCCCUCAUGUUGCAAAAUGACGCCGCGCGCGCAACGCAGGUAUGCCGGCAACACCAAGUACAACGAGUACAACAAGGGCGCGCUCGACGCCGUCGGCGGCAAGACGGCGGGCAUGACGAUGACGGUGUCGACGAUGCAGCUCGGGGUGUGCGCGCUCUACGCCUUGAUUUUGUGGGUCGUUGGCUUGAACCCCGUCAAGCUCUGCGGCUUCCAGGCGCCCGACAAGCAAGCCUUACCGAAGUCGACGAAGGACGACAUCAUCAAGACCGUGCCCGUGGGCUUCUGCGCGGCCGCGGCGCACUCUUCAUCGGUAUUUGCCCUGGGCGGCGACCCGCUCUUCGGCCAGAUCGUCAAGGCCGGCGAGCCGGUCAUGAGCGCGAUCGUCAACACGCUCUUCUACGGCAAGCCGCCCUCCAUCUUAAAGGCGGCGUGCCUCCCGAUCAUUGUGGGUGGCGUCAUGUUCGCCUCGUUAAAGAAGCAGGCGGAAGGUGGCUACGCCCUCAAAUUCGAUAUGACCGCGCUCCAGUUCGGGCUCCUCGCGAACUGCUUCGCGGCCUUCAAGGGUAGCGAAUCGAAGAAGCUCAUGACGGACCCGGGCAUCAAGAAACGCUACGGCGGCGUCGGCAACCAGUACGCCGUCACGGAGAUCCUGGCCUUCCUCAUCUCGCUGCCGGUCAUGUUCCUCACGGAGGGCGCCAAGUUCGGCGAGUUCGUCGAGCUCUUCAAGACGUCGUCGGACCUCCAGUUCAACCUCGUGAUGUCCGGCAUGAUGUUCUACCUCUACAACGAGCUCGCGACGAUGACAAUCAAGGCGACGGGCGCCGUCACGGCGUCGGUGGCCAACACCGCGAAGCGGGUCAUCGUGCUGGUGUACAUGGCCAUGGUCACGGGCAAGGCCCUGACGGACGAGCAGAAGAUCGGCGCCGCCGUGGCCAUCGGCGGCGUGCUCCUCUACUCGGUCAUCGACGACCUGUUCAGCUCGAAGAAGACUAAAACGAAGUGA
Messenger RNA from Pelagomonas calceolata, 1227 nucleotides. Lineage: Eukaryota; Pelagophyceae; Pelagomonadales; Pelagomonadaceae. The record is from the annotation of a GenBank genome assembly.